Alnus glutinosa is the source of this 1987-nucleotide messenger RNA. RefSeq names its product pentatricopeptide repeat-containing protein At1g77360, mitochondrial-like. Gene Ontology annotation, molecular function: protein binding. The transcript has a single exon. The record is from RefSeq and is a predicted model, not a curated record. NCBI's taxonomy places the organism in Eukaryota, Viridiplantae, Streptophyta, Magnoliopsida, Fagales, Betulaceae. The coding region runs from base 243 to 1754 and encodes 503 amino acids.
CGUUUCAGGUCCGUUCUUGCAGAUUAUUCUGUCGGGCACUGGCAGCAAUAUCCAGGUUCCUCCUGUCUUCCACUCUUCCACAUCAUUAUGUUUUCACCCUCCGGAAAAUCUCAGUCAGCUCGGGUCGACGACCUCCAAGGUUUCUCUCUCUUGGCUCCAUGUAUUUUGAUUACUUUUACUCCGUAACGAAAAAUUUCAAAAUUUGAUUCUAGGGUUUCACCGUCUCCUCCUUUAGUACAAAAAUGGAGGCCAUGGCUGUAAACCCCAGUACCUCCUCCACCGCCAUAGACAACCACCCUUCUCAAAUUCAAAAUCUCUCAUCCUCUUCGUCAACCCCAAGAAAAGCAACCCCACCCCUGAAACCACUUCUUAAGGUCCACCAAUUCCCAUCCCACCUGGACGCACCGGAUAUUUCCCCAACAGCCCGUACCAUCUGCGAAAUCCUCACCCGUGCCUCUCCCCACGACAUCGAAUCUGCACUCUCUUCUACGGGCAUCUCUCCCUCCCCUGAAAUUGUCGAAGAAGUCCUCAGAUUUUCCUAUCAUUACCCCUCCUCUGCUCUGAAGUUCUUCCGGUGGGCUAUGCAGGCCCAGAAGCACUCGGCUGAUGCUUGGAAUCUAAUGGUCGAUUUGCUUGGCAAGAAUCAGCUCUUCGAGGCGAUGUGGGAUGCAGUGCGGUCGAUGAAGCAGGAAGGAGUGCUCUCGACGGCCACGUUCGCGUCGGUCUUCGGGAGUUAUUGCACGGUCCGGAGGUCUAACGAGGCGGUCAUGAGCUUUGAUGUGAUGGAUAGGUACGGAAUUCAACAAGAUGUUGUUGCGGUGAAUUCGCUGUUGAGCGCGUUUUGCCGUGAGGAGAAUCAAACGGUGAAGGCCUUGGAGUUCGUCGAAAGGAUCAAAACGAAGAUCCCACCAGAUGUGGACACGUUCACCAUUUUGUUGGGAGGAUUGGAGAAGGAAGGCAAUAUGUCGCAAGCCAUACGUAUGUUUCGCGAGAUGGUGGACGGUGUCGGUUGGAGCCCGAAGUAUAUGGGAGCUUAUGAUUCAUUCUUGAUGACGCUUUUACGUGGGGCAGCGGUCGAUGAGGCCAUCAAGUUUCUUCAAGUUAUGAAGGGAAACAACUGCCAACCAGGUUUGAAAUUAUUUUCAAAUGCUCUUGAUAUUCUUAUUGAUCAAGGCGAUUCGCGCCAAGCAAUCCCAUUGUGGGAUAUUAUGGUGGGCAGUGGAUUGGUGCCUAACUUGAUAAUGUAUAAUUCCAUGAUUGGCUUACUCUGCAACAACGAUGAUAUCGAUAAUGCAUUUCGUCUCCUGGAUGAGAUGGUCUUUAAUGGUGUUUUUCCUGAUUCUUUAACUUAUAACAUGAUAUUUCAAUGUUUGAUUAAAAACAAGAAGGUCCAUGAAGUGAGUAAGUUCUUUGUUGAGAUGAUUAAGAAUGAAUGGCCACCUACGCAUUCCAAUUGCGCAAUGGCCAUUGCAAUGUUGUUUGAAGGCUAUGACCCCGAAACAGCCAUUGAGAUUUGGAACUACAUGAUUGAGAACAGUAUUAAGCCUCUUGAUAAGAGCGCAAAUGCUUUGCUCCUUGGUCUUUGUAAGUUAGGUAGGUUGUCGGAGUUGGGGAGUUUUGCCAAUGAUAUGCUUGAUAGAAGAGUCAGAAUAUAUGACUCGACAAUGGAAAACUUGAAGAAUGCUUUCUAUAAGGAGGGUAGAGCUGCAAGGGAUAAGUUUGAUAGUCUUUCAAGGAGGUGGAAAGCUCGCUAGAGUUCAUGCUGUAAACUUCUUUUUUGAUCUGGUAUAUAAACUUUAAUAUGUUUAUUUUGCUUUUGGAGGAAUGUUUCACUAACUGGCACUCCUUUAAUGAAGCCUUUUUGUUUUCCCUUGAUUUUCUUGUUCUGUCUUUAAUGAACAAUUAGACUGCUCCCUUGUUUGUGUUUGUACAGUUAAAUUGGAAGUUUGUGAGAUGCGGUUGAUUCCUUUAACUUCUGGAGCUUUUA